Aptenodytes forsteri (emperor penguin) is the source of this 725-nucleotide messenger RNA. It is a transcript of the gene JAGN1, whose product is annotated as jagunal homolog 1. NCBI's taxonomy places the organism in Eukaryota, Metazoa, Chordata, Aves, Sphenisciformes, Spheniscidae. The transcript is spliced from 2 exons. The coding region runs from base 1 to 645 and encodes 214 amino acids. Gene Ontology annotation, cellular component: endoplasmic reticulum membrane. The record is from RefSeq and is a predicted model, not a curated record. Gene Ontology annotation, biological process: endoplasmic reticulum organization; granulocyte colony-stimulating factor signaling pathway; vesicle-mediated transport.
AUGCCAUCCACAGCGGGGCCAGGGCCCCCCCUGCCACCCCAGCUGCUGGAGGAGGCCCUGCAGGUCUGUGAGCAGCACCUGGGCAGUCUGGGGCACCAGGACAUCGAUGGGGACCCCCUGUCCCUCUGCAUGAUGGGCACUGACUGGGACCGCUUCCUGCGGGACUACUACCGCGUGGCACACGUGGCCCUCAAGUCGGAGAUCAAGAAGCUGAUCUACACGCACGUGGGCAUCUGGCUGCUGCUGCUGGCCCAGAUGUGCGUGGGGCACCUCAAGCUGCUGCCCCACGACCAGGUGGCCAUGCCCUACCAGUGGGAGUACCCCUACCUGCUCAGCAUCCUGCCCUCCCUCCUGGGCCUCCUCUCCUUCCCCCGCAACAACAUCAGCUACCUGGUGCUCUCCAUGAUCAGCACCGGCCUCUUCUCCGUGGCUCCCCUCAUCUACGGGGCCAUGGAGAUGUUCCCCAUGGCGCAGCAGCUCUACCGUCACGGCAAAGCUUACCGCUUCAUCUUCGGCUUCUCGGCCGUCUCCGUCAUGUACCUGGUGGUGGUGGUGGCCGCCCAGGUGCACGGCUGGCAGCUCUACUACAGCAAGAAGCUGCUGGACUCCUGGUUCACCAGCACGCAGGAGAAGAAGAAGAAAUGAGCGGGGACGGGGUGGGCUCUGUGAGGGCCGGAGCUCCACAGCCGGGCCCCGUGGGGCGGCGCUGGCGCAGCUCCGGUGGG